Molecule: messenger RNA, 2043 nt
Organism: Saccoglossus kowalevskii
Lineage: Eukaryota; Metazoa; Hemichordata; Enteropneusta; Harrimaniidae
Product: nucleolar and spindle-associated protein 1-like
Biological process (GO): mitotic chromosome condensation; establishment of mitotic spindle localization; mitotic cytokinesis
Cellular component (GO): nucleolus; mitotic spindle; microtubule
Molecular function (GO): microtubule binding
Source: RefSeq, a predicted model, not a curated record
ACUGUGAAACUGAUUGAGGCACUGAAGCAAUAUUAUGCAGCACAGCCAAGCACCCCUACAAAAUCUGAUGAACCUAAGAAAGCCCCAGCGCCCCGUAACUCAUCUGGAACAAAGACAAAGAAAAUCAAAAGAUCUACGUUUGAAAUUCCAUCAGAUGUAGAUGGGCCGAAAGAGUUGACAGAAUCGGAAGAGCCCAUUAAAUCACAGAAACGUAAACGAAACAGUUCAUCUGAUGAACCAGAAUCAUCUCCAGUUCAAACUGACAGUACACAGCCGAUUAAGAAAAGAAAAACACGCUCUCCAAAAAAUGACGUCUGCAAAACAACUGAGAAAUCACCGAUGAGAAAAUCACCAACAAAUCACAGUAAACCUUCACAGGCAACACCACCGAAGCCUGUUGUUGAUUCUGAUAUGAAAGCAAUCAUAAUGGCUGAAUUGGACAAAAAAGUUCAAGAAAGAAAAUCAGUGUUGUCUCAGUCAACUGGUAAAAUACCCCGCUUUGCUGCAUUUGCCGCAAGGAAUCGAGAUUCCAAGCCUAUCACACCUGGUAACAAAGACUGGAACAAAAUCCACAGUAAAGGAUUUGACAAAAUGGAAGGAAUUGACCAGUAUCUUGAAAGAAAGCGACAACGAAUGGAAUCAUUAAGUGCUUCAACUAAGAAAGCCAAGAAAAUUGUUGAUGAAGCCAAAAACGCAGCUGAAAACUUGAAAGCAGUUAAAACACCCAAGUCUGCUUUUAAGAACGUCAGGAUUGCCAAGUCUGUUGGUCGUAUGAAAUCGCCUGGCAACUUCCUGAAAUCCCCAAGACCAGUUGUAGUGAAACCCAAAACCUCCAAUUUGAAAACACCGAUUAAGCCAGUAUUGCCACCAAUUUUAACAACUUCCAAGACUCCAACUGUCAAGAAAUCUGUACAUCUAACUGUACCAACCACAGCACCAAAAUUGGCAAGAAAAUCUGUUGGAGUUGAAAGAAAAUCUCUCGGCAAUCGAGUCAUACAAUUGAAUACAACUCUCACUCCUAAACCAAAGAAAACAGUUUUUGAUUUGCAAGCUAGCUUGCACAAGCCAUUGUCGUAUAGACCAUAUACAGGCAAGCUGAAACCAUUGUGUGAAAACAGCUCAAAUAAAGUCAUUCGACCAAAUCUCGAGAAGGCAAAACAAGAAAUUAAAAAACCCAAACUACAGACAAGGGACGAUAGAAGAAAUGCUCAUACACUUCACAGAAAGACUAUGAAAGCAAACAACAUGAUGGCAAGACGGGGUAUUACAUCAUAAAUCUAUCAUUUUAUUUAGCAGCAAUUUUUAAUUUUACACCAGAAUUUGAUAUUUUAAAAACAAUCUAUAUUCUGACUGCCAUUUUUUUUCAGACAUUCAUUUUAAAAAAAAAAAAACAAUUAUUUUAUGAAUAUUAGAUUAACUUAUCAUGGUCGAGUAAUUCAUGAAAUACUUUUUAAAAUUAGAGAUUGUCACAUUUCAAUAUAGUUAGGGUACAUUCAGUAAGUAGAGGUUGUUCUCUAUUAUUACACCAUUUUGGUGUAUUGAAUAUUAUAUUUUGUUGUCUUUCUGUUUGUUGACAAAAAGACACUAGCAAGCACUCAUGUCAGAAAUGAUGUUUCUAAACUGUUAUCAUUAUUGAUAUCUAACUUGUAUUGCUGUCUUCUUCUUCACCCAUAUGCUUGCUGUACGUGUUUUAUAUAAAGUAUGUAAGAUUUAAUAGAAUUUAUCAGUAAAAUGAACAAAUGAUAUUUUCUGGAUCUCAUGGCAAAGUGUAGUUGUUUCUGUAUUGCCUGUGAUACACAGCAGUUGAUGGCUGUUGGUAUGUGUUUGAUGAAUUUAUUUUUAACACAAUAUAUCACAGUCACUGAUUAGUUGUUGAUUCACACGGUAUUAGAUUUCAUGUUGUUUUAUGUUGGUUUCUUUUCACCGUUGUAAAUAAUGUGUGCGUUACUUACUGAUCACGUUAGUUUUUAGUCUUUAUGUAUUUUAUCCUUGACAAGGAACUGUUCUUUCUUUUGUAUUCCAUUAAAUAUUGGAUUCUGAUAA